UUAAGUUGUAACACAUGAAACUAUUGCACCAAGUGCAGAAUAAGAUGCGCUUAAAAUCUUCUAUGGUCUUGCCAAUUUUAGUCUUGGUUCUUUUAACAGCAACUGAGUGUCAAGCAAGCCGUAUCCAAGACUCGCCCUCAGAUACAGGGAUUAGGGAGAAUGUUGAUAAUUUGCCAAAGAAUGAACCUACAAUUAAGAGACUUUUGGAUGGAGCAACUGAAGAAAUAGAUAAGAUUAGAGAAGGAAAUCAAAUUAACGAAAGACCAAUGAUAGGAAUCUUCACUCAGCCUUACAAUGAAACUAAUGACUACAUCAUGGCAUCCUAUGUGAAAUUUGUUGAGUCUGCUGGAGCAAGAGCAGUUCCGAUUGUCUGGAGAGACUCUGAUGAAGACAUUCUAGACUUAGUUCAAAAUCUCAAUGGUGCCUUGUUUCCUGGUGGAUCAACUGCUUUAAGAAAUGAAGAUGGGUCUCUUACUGAGCAUUCCAGAAAAAUUGAACUUGUCCUCAAUAAAGUCAAGGAAUUGAAUGACCAAGGGGUUUAUUUUCCAAUCUUGUCUAUUUGCAUGGGAUUCCAAGAAAUUGUUCAGAGCGAAGCUCCAUACAAGGAUACUGUUGAACUUAACAAGUUUGAUUCAAUGAAUGUUGCGAACAACUUAACUCUUAAAUAUUCGAUAGAAGAUUCUAAACUGUUUAGCGAAAUGCCUCAACACUUGAUCAAUGCUCUCCAGAAUGAGAAUAUUACAUACAACCAUCACCACGAUGGAGUAUAUCCUUCUGCUUUGAAUAAAUACCCUACUUUGAGAGAAGGCUACUAUCUCCUAGGAACUUCUUAUGAUCUGAACGGUGUAGAAUAUGUUGCCUUCAUUGAGAGCAAAGAGUACCCAAUCUGGGGUCUUCAGUUCCACCCAGAAAUGAACAUCUUCAUCUGGAAGCCUACAUUAGAAGUGCCCCAUUCCCAGGUCUCUAUAGAUUUCAGCCAGUUCAUGGCCAACUUCUUCGUAAAACAAUCCAAGAAGAACUUCAACAAGUUCGACUCUGAGGAAGAAGCCUUUGACCACAUGAUCGAGCACAUCCCUGUUGAGCUCAACCCUCUCAAGAAGCACGAGGUGUACAUCUUUCCAGGCUAAAUCUUCCAUUCACCAAAAAUCUGGGAAGAAGAUUUUCAACUACAAAAUAA
Moneuplotes crassus is the source of this 1177-nucleotide messenger RNA. The record is from the annotation of a GenBank genome assembly. Lineage: Eukaryota; Ciliophora; Spirotrichea; Euplotida; Euplotidae.